AUGCCGUCCAAAUGUUUCAAGCUCCAGUUCCCACAACCCUUGCGACCCGCCAAACCAGGCCAGCUCGUCAAGGGACUUGAACUGAAUGCGCUCAAAUAUUUGUUCUUUACCUCAUUUGCUUGCUACUUCUUUGGACGAUUACACGUUGGUUAUUUUCUGGGUCUGGUGUCUAUUCUGUUAGGCGCUAUGACGUAUUGGGUACUUGGGACAGAGACCGAGGAAGGAUUGAAUUGGCAAUUGGAAAAACAGGAAGGUGCUAAGACGCUUUAUGAUACACGAGGCGAGACAGUCGAGUGGAUGAACUACUUUGUCCAAAAGAUCUGGCGCAGCAUUGAUCCAAAUGUGUUUGUCAGCGUCGAGGAUAUUCUUGAAGACACAUUGCAAAGCAUUGCUCCAGCCGUCAUUAAAGCUGUAAAAGUGACCGAUCUUGAUAUUGGCGUUCAUGCACCACGCAUUCGAAAGAUUCGCAUUUUCCCGCCGAUGCCAGGUCAACCUGAAGAAGCGAUGUUUGGCGAGGCGUCGUUUGACUUUCAAGCAAAUUCGUCCGGUAAUAGCCGAAAUGUCACUUCAGCGCCACCUGGCAUUGCUAUACGAUUCAAGACAGGAUUAAAGGCACCCAUUGAUAUCAAGGCGGAACUGACCAAAUUGCAAGGCAGCUUGCGGUUCAAGAUCUUAACAUCGCCGGACAUGCCAUUUGUAUCCAAGGUCACUAUUUCAUUUGUCAGUGUACCCAACAUUGAUACUGGUGUUAUGCCCAUGUCCAAACAUAUGAACGUCAUGAAGGUGCCAAUGAUGAAAACACUGGUGAACGAAGCCGUCAAGCUUGGAUUCGCUGAUCUCGUCGAUCCCAAGUCCAUGACAUUGGAUAUCAAAGAGCUGAUGGGUGCCGCUGCUCAAGAUACUUCCUCCAUUGGUGUCGUCAAGGUUGAAGUACGGCAGGCUAAGCGUACUUCUACAAUCAAUCUGCAAGAUAUGGAGGAUGCCUAUGCAACCAUCUCCCUUAGUACCCAAGAAGGCAAGAACGCACCUAGCACGCGAGUUUUGACCAACGACGAGGAUCCACGAUGGAAUGAGAAUUUGUAUAUUCUAGUGCACCAAGAGGAAAUUGUCAACGAAGCUACCGUGGAUAUCAAGGUUUGGGAUGCAGACAAGGUCAAAACAGAUGAUGCUUGGGGUUGUGCUUCGGUUCCUGUCAAAGAUAUUGUGUGCGGCAAAGUCGACAAGUUGGGCAAUGUCACGGAUUGGUGCAAAGAAGAAAGGGUCGUGUUUGACGGUUGGGCUCCUAUGGACGGCAAAGCCAGCUUGGAGGAAUCUGAAGUCAAGCUGGACUUCCGAAUGACUUACCAUCCGAAAUACAUUGCUCCACCACUACCAGGUCUAAUGACAGCUUUGAACAAGAACAAGAAGAGCAAGAGACAAGAGGAAUUGGAGCAAGAAGAGUGUAACCCAAUGCACAAGAGCGGUAUCUUGUCCGUAAUGGUUACCGAAGCAGCCGAUUUGGAAAUUGGUGACCCGGAAAUGAUUACCGCCGACGAGUUUAAACAUCCGUACAGCCCUAAUCAAAUCGUUAAUCCGUAUGCUGUGAAUUAUCUUAACGAUAACAAAGUCUACGAAACCCGUGCCAAGCUACGCAAUCCGGCUCCGCACUGGAACGCGGAAUGCGAACAUUUGGUCAAGGACUAUGAUUCGGCCUUCGUACGAGUUUCUGUCAAGACAUCCAUGGAUCUGGAGCGCGAUCCAGUGCUGGGAACACGAUUGUUCUUUUUAAAGGACGUGUUUGGAGAUCAACAAGGCAAAUUCAAAGAAGCCGAACGCUGGGUUGCCUUGGCCAACGGUAUUGGAUUUGGCAAGGUGUUAUUGAACCUAAAAUACAAGCCUGUCAAGCUUACUUUACCACGUGAACUACGUGGUUCUGAUGUCGGUACCAUGAUCAUCGACCGUGUGAAUUUCAAGCUCAAGCAUCCGUUUUCAUCACGCAAUGUUCGAUCCACCAAAGCUACGCUGGCACUCAACAUAGAUCCAACGAUCCUGAAGCGUCUUAAGAGUCGCGACCUAUCCACAUCUACACAAACCAACAGUAGCGAGGAUGUGAUUGUAUGGCAAAAAUCUCGUCCCAUGUAUUUCCCACUGACAAUGCGAUAUCGCACAGCGUUGUAUGUUCAUGUCAAUCAAGGCAGCUUAUCGACAACUAAGGCCGUUGGUCGACUAUGGUUGAAAAAAGUAUGCGACGGCAGUUGGCAAGAAGCCACCAUUGGUCUUUAUGAACCUGUCAGUGGAUCUGAGUGUAACAAGAAUGAGGAUGAUUGGAGUCCAGAUGAUGGCGAGUUUGGUCAGGUGGUGGUCCGAUUCAAGAUAGUGCCUGGACUGUCGCCCGUGCACACUCACUUGCGCUCCUUCCAACUCGACAUGUUGGGUGCCGAUCCGUUCCAAGACGAUACUUUGAAGAGUAAAGUGGAACAGUGGGUAAAAGAGGCAGAGGACCAAGAAGAAGCUGCUCAAAGGCGCCGUGAGUCAGCCAUAACCGAAGCAUCUGAAGUGUACGGCCAAGAGGAAGAGAUGGCGGACAAGGAGUUCUUGGAAGACUUGCAGACGUACACUCGAAGCCAUAAGAUUCCUCGCCUGUUUGUCUUCCGUAAGAUUGCAAGAGGCACAGAUAUUGUACGUCACCGGGUGGAAACUAUGCGUGAUGGAUUUAAUUCAGAGAAUCGUGCUAGUCGUGCUGUAACCAAAGAAUAA
This is a messenger RNA of Zychaea mexicana, 2736 nucleotides long. RefSeq lists its product as uncharacterized. Bases 1 to 2736 code for a protein of 911 amino acids. The transcript has 9 exons. Lineage: Eukaryota; Fungi; Mucoromycota; Mucoromycetes; Mucorales; Lichtheimiaceae. The record is from RefSeq and is a predicted model, not a curated record. Gene Ontology annotation, molecular function: lipid binding.